AUGCAAUGCUCCUCUGCUGGUCAGUUUAAUAGUCAUGAUUCACUAAUCAAACAUGUACGAACAUUUAGUGCUUCAAAUGGUUAUGGCAUAUCUAUUAUAAGAUCGAAACCAAAUAAAGAGAUACUGUCUUCACUUUAUCAAAAUGAUCCUUCAAUUUCUACAAUGUCACAAGAUGUAUAUAAUAUUCGCAAAAAACUUCAUCGAGAAAACUUGAAAGGUCAUACACCUAUUCAAGAACUUGUAGAGAAGCUUGACAAAAAAUUGAUGCAUACUUAUUCUUCUGUAUUGUUAAUAGAUUGUACUUACAAGACUAAUAAAUUUAAGCUACCUCUUCUUAACAUAGUAGGUGUAACUAGUUUUAAUACUACGUUUUUUGCAUGUUUUAUUUUUAUGAAAGAUGAAAAAAGAGAAGAUUAUUUGUGGGCACUUAUUCAAGUGUCUUGCUUAUUUGAUAACUCUGAGUCAUCUAAAGUUUUUGUAACAGAUCACGAAUUAGCACUUAUAUAUACAAUCCAUGAUAUAUUUCCAAACUCAAAGAAUAUUCUUUGUAGAUGGCAUGUGGAAAAAAAUAUCUUGACUAAAUCAUUUUCCUUAAGAAAAAUAUAUGAACAAUAUCUUAAAGCUCUACAAGCAACUUCCGCCAACUCACUUGAACCUUGCACUAACCAAUCAUUAAAUCUUGAUAAUAUUCAUCAUUACUGGUGGAUUGAAGACAAUCAACUACUCCUACAAAAACAAAAUAGAAUUAAUGAUCAUUCAUUACCACAAUUGUUGCAAGACUUUAAUCAGCAAUACGAUAUCUGGUUAGCUUCACAACAAACAGCAGAUCGUCAUAAGCUGUCUGAGUUAAUCAAAGAACCAAUGCUUUUGUUAGAUCUAAUGGUACAACAACAUAUUAGAGGAUGA
Cetraspora pellucida is the source of this 906-nucleotide messenger RNA. The record is from the annotation of a GenBank genome assembly. NCBI's taxonomy places the organism in Eukaryota, Fungi, Glomeromycota, Glomeromycetes, Diversisporales, Gigasporaceae.